Trichomycterus rosablanca is the source of this 1822-nucleotide messenger RNA. RefSeq names its product zinc finger protein OZF-like. Gene Ontology annotation, biological process: regulation of transcription by RNA polymerase II. The record is from RefSeq and is a predicted model, not a curated record. Gene Ontology annotation, cellular component: nucleus. Gene Ontology annotation, molecular function: DNA-binding transcription factor activity, RNA polymerase II-specific. The transcript is spliced from 4 exons. Bases 116 to 1741 code for a protein of 541 amino acids. Lineage: Eukaryota; Metazoa; Chordata; Actinopteri; Siluriformes; Trichomycteridae.
AGAAGAAGCGUCUAUGCUAGGUGUAGCUUUAGUUGUCUGAAGAUUUACAUGUAUAAAUUCUACAUUUAAUUAAUAUUUACAGUUCUGAGUGAAGGAAAGGCGCUAGAUCCUCACCAUGGAUGAGAAGUGUGUGGCGGACGAUGGAGGAGAAGAAGCUCUGCUGCAGCUCCAGCUGAGCUGUACCAAGGCGGUCGAGACCGAUCUGUCCAUGAGCGACAUCAGACACCUUCACCACGAACUGUGUCAGCUCAGAGAACUGGUGGCUGCCCUGGAGAACGUGCUAAAGACAGAGAAGGAGGUGAAGGCCUCGCCCUCUCUGUGUUCGGUGUGUAAGGCUGAACUGAACCCCGACUCCCGAAAUCCCGAACACACACUGCAGGAAGUGGAAGCUGCUCGGAGUGUGUACGAGGACGAGAAGCGGUGUGAUGAGGUCACGUGUUUUGUAAAGCUGGUGGACUGUAGGAGCAGGCGGGAGGUAAACCCGGGGGGCGCUCACCACGAGGAGCAGGGGGAUGGAAACCCGGACGAUCCAGACCACGAAGACUUGGUGUCUCCUAUCGAUGGAUCUUGCGAUGAUGGAGAUUGGCAGCCUUUGCCCAAAAAACAAGAUCUCAGAAGAUCACGUCAUGCCAACCAGACUAGAAAACGGGCAGGACGCUGGACGAGACGAGCUCCACUUGAAGAUGAUGAGGCUGGCGUGGUGAACGGCAUGAUCGAGAAGAUUGAAGAAGAGGAGAUGUUUGAGGAGACCAGACCUUUAAACAAGCUGUUCAAGUGCUCGCUCUGCGAUAAGAGCUACUCCUCGGCGCAGUACCUCCAGAAGCACAUGAAGAGGCACAAGAAGGAGCUGAAGUUCCACUGCGAGGAGUGUGGGAAGGGUUUCAUGACGGCGACCGAGCUGACCCUGCACACGGUCCGUCACACGGGGGUCAGCAGCUUCGUCUGCGGCGUGUGCGGUAAAAACUUGCCCAGCUCUUCAGGUCUGAAGGCCCACAUGAUGAAGCACAGCGACGAGAGGCCGUUCAGCUGCAGGGAAUGCGGCAAGACCUUCCGCACCAAGGGCAACCUCAAAGCCCACCUCAGGACCCACACGGGCGAGAAACCGUACCGCUGCUCGCACUGCGACCGGACCUUCACCCACGCCUCGUACGUCAAGGUCCACGAGCGCACGCAUACCAACGACCGGCCGUUCAAGUGCAGCACCUGCAGGAAGACCUUCGCGCGUCCGGACUGCCUGCGCCUGCACGAGAGCAUGCACGCCGGGGUCAAACCCUACCAGUGCUCGCACUGCGGCAAGAGCUUCCGCCAGGUCUCCAACCUGCUGAGCCACGAACGGACCCACACCGGGGAGAAGCCCUACCUGUGCUCGGACUGCGGCAAGAGCUUCUCCAACGUCACGCACUUCCACAACCACAGGCGCAUCCACACGGGCGAGAAGCCCUUCCAGUGCAGCACCUGCGGCAAGAGCUUCAGGAAGCAGUACACGCUCUACCAGCACGGCCUGACCCACACCGGGGAGCGGCCGUACAAGUGCUCCCAGUGCGACAAGAGCUUCUCACGCACCAGUACCCUGAAGCAGCACCAGAGGAUGCACUCCGGAGAGAAGCCGUACCAGUGCGCUGUCUGCGAUGAGAAGUUCGCUUUCCUCAGCUCGCUGCACCAGCACAGGAAGAAACACGACAGAGAUACGGAAGCAGACCUUCCUACAUCUGCACCCACGUCCUCAGAAGCUCCUCAGUGACCGAGAACACUCGAUUAUUAGAAUAGCUGUAAAUAGUUCUAGAGUUCUUUUACUGUGAUUAAAUGAUUGGAGCUCAUGAUU